CGGAACCCGUUCACCAUGGAGGAGGUGGCGGCGGUAGGCGGCUCGGGGCAUUGGGAAGCGAUAGAGGAAGAAGACUUGGCGGGUGUUCCCUCCCAGAGUCCCAUUGACAGUGGCUGUGUGUCCCAAAGUCUCAGUGCCUACAGCGGAACAUUUGCCAGUCUCCUGACCGAAGAGCCGCAGGAUUUGGAGCAACUCAUAAAAAGCACAUCCACCAACUUUUCUAGCUAUCUCCUCCCAGAUCACAGCGGAAAUGCAGAGAUUCAAGAUUUGGACAAAAGUUUGGAAGAUCUGCUGAUCAGAGUUGAUGAGUUUGUAGGGAUGCUGGAUAUGAUUCGGAACGACACAUCCCAAGUAGUCAAUGAAAGAAUACCUCAAAUUCAUACAAAAGCUGCAGAAAUGAGACAUUUGUAUAAAAAAAUUGACUUGCUUGAGGCUUUUGUAAAGAUGGUGGGAGGCAAUGUUACUUUAAUGGAAGAGCACAUUGCACAAGCAGAAACCAGUGUGGGGUCAUUUUCUAAUCCUUUCAAGAAAAUGUUCCAGAAUAUCAGUUCAGCUUCAUUCUUUUCACCUCCAAAUAAACAAACACCUGCAAGAUCACAGCAUUCAAGAUAUGAGCCACCAAGUGUAUUUAAGACUGAUGAUUUCUUUCCCAGCAGCAGCUGAUAGUUGCUCCAUCACAGAUGUAUGGGUGUGGUAUGAAGCACAAGCUGCUGGAGCAUUGCUGCACAUGGACACUGUAGGACCUGCUUGGAUAAGACAGAACUAGCCAGUCUUCCAGCUUCAUGUCAUGAAGCAUUUUGUUGUUAUUGUAAUUCAAAAAGCAAGUUUUUGAAACUUUUAUUAUUUUGUAUAUUCACUGUAAAAUAGAUAUUUUCAUGCUGCAUUGCAAAGUCUAUGCAAAAUGUAUUUUUCUUUUUAACAACAAAUAAAAUGCCUUCUACAAA
This is a messenger RNA of Xenopus tropicalis (tropical clawed frog), 944 nucleotides long. It is a transcript of the gene bloc1s4, whose product is annotated as biogenesis of lysosomal organelles complex-1, subunit 4, cappuccino. NCBI's taxonomy places the organism in Eukaryota, Metazoa, Chordata, Amphibia, Anura, Pipidae. The record is from RefSeq and is marked provisional.